Molecule: messenger RNA, 2145 nt
Organism: Lachancea nothofagi CBS 11611
Lineage: Eukaryota; Fungi; Ascomycota; Saccharomycetes; Saccharomycetales; Saccharomycetaceae
Source: the annotation of a GenBank genome assembly
AUGUCCAGAAAGCCGGAUUUGGAGGAACCCCCCAUCGAAGAUGAGCUAAAACGGUCGAGAUCGUUGUCGAAAUCGCUAAAGGGACUUUUCAAGUCAACUUCACCACCCAGGAAACCACAUGGGACACCAGAAAGUGGGACUGCGGGUGUCAAAACUGCGGACAAGCUUAAGAAGCUGGCCAAAAGUAAAGAAAUGGAGCUGGAGGGAAAGAGAAGAGACCACGCAGCUGGGUCGCCAGCGAAAAUGGGAGAAACGCCAUUGCCUUCGCCGGCGGUGACCCAUAGGCCUCAAAACGGUGUCGGUGCCAAAAAUGGUAAGCCCCACUCAUAUGUGCAGGACUUUGGGAAACUAGCAGUUUCUAAACCUUUGGAGGGUGACAACAUAUCCCAGGAAUCUGUAAUCAGCGACGACGACCCGAAACUAAGGACCAAGUCCUCGUAUGUGGCUAAGCAGCCCAAAUACGCGGAUUCUUUGUCCGACGAAGGUGAGGAAUCUGACUAUUUUCAUUUUGCAUCCGGUGGAGCUGCUGGCCACGGCCAAAGCGUUGAGGAAACUACGAUAGACAAUGAGUUAGCCAAAGACCCAGACACAAUAAGACGUGUCAAGAGUUUACAAAGGCGGAGCUCGAAUGCGGGUGCAACACCUAGGUCCCGGUCGCUCUCCUUUUCAUCCCGUUAUAGAGGCAGGUCUCCGACUCAAAGCAGCUCCCAUGUGUUACGAGAGACAUCGGAGAACGAAAACAAUCCAAAAUGCGUCAUGAAAAUUGAUACUUUCAAACUCUUCGAAAAUGGAACACAUAAACACACUUUGAAAGUGACUCCUUUUGUUUCUGAGAAUCAGGAUGACGAUGCCAAAGGCAAGUCCAUGUUUUCCUUAUCUGGAUUUUUCAAGGGCCACAAGGAUGACGAGAAACUCGAGAGCGCACUGUCGCUUUUGCCCAGAACAAGGUUUGAAUUUCACAAGAGACUCAGUAGAAUACUGGAUGAUGAGUUGAAAGACGAAAAUGGCGACCCCGAGGACAAAAAUAAAGAACGUAACAUGCCGAAGCCUGUAAAUCCAAAUGCCGCAAUUGGGUCCGAAGAACUAGGAAUGAUCAAUAAAAUAUCCAAAAAGAUUCACGACGGCGGAGCUAAAGAAGGCGACACUGAUGAACAAAUUGCAAAGAAAAACUAUACACUUUUUCAGAAAUACGGCAAACCAAUUGGUGUUAUAGGUCAUGGUGCUUACGGCGUCGUAAAAGUUUGUUGCAUUGAUGUAGGUACCGUCACUGAUGAACGAUUGGUCGAUGAGACUUAUGUGAAUGGUUCCAAAAUGUACUACGCUGUGAAGAAACUCAAACCAAAGGCCGAUGAACCAAAGGAAAAAUUUGGAACGAGGCUAACGUCUGAAUUUAUCAUAGGCCAUGCCUUGAGUCAAAGAGGAAAUGACAAACAAAAAUCACAUCCAAACAUUUUGAAGAUGCUCGAUCUAAUGCAAACCAACGACGGAUUUGUUGAAGUUCUAGAGUUUUGUCCUUCGGGCGAUUUGUACAGUUUGCUUUCGCGAACGUCUAAAAAUGGUCUACAUCCUUUAGAAGCCGACUGUUUCAUGAAGCAAUUACUUCACGGUGUUCAAUAUAUGCACGACCAUGGUAUCGCACACUGUGACCUGAAACCCGAAAAUAUUCUAUUUGAACCACAGGGAACGUUGAAAAUUUGCGAUUUUGGAACGAGCUGUGUAUUUCAAACUGCUUGGGAAAAACAGGUCCACUUUCAAAGCGGGGCUGUAGGCUCUGAGCCCUAUGUGGCGCCGGAGGAAUUUAUUGCGCAGAGAGAAUAUGAUCCUAGGUUAGUGGAUUGUUGGAGCUGUGGUAUAAUCUAUUGCACGAUGGUCUUGGGACAUUAUCUAUGGAAGAUCCCGCUCAUUGACAGAGACCCAGUCUACGCAUCAUUCGUCGAAGAAAUGCGCAUGAAACGAGAAUACAACGUUUUUGAGGAUUUAAAGCACGUAUCUCCCGAAGUUAACCGCUGUAGAAAACUUUGUCUAUAUGCCAUCUUCCAAUGGAAUCCCGAUAAAAGGACAAGUGUUGAAAAACUACUGCAUAGCAACUGGAUGAAGAGAACAUGGUGCUGUGUCACCUAUAAGAACCCUCGAGUUGCCCAUUGA